AUUACCGGAUCUCUUCAUUUUUUUUUCUUGUGCAGUUAUCACCUCGCGUGACCGCGGUUGACGGAAUUUUCGACAAAAUUCCUGGAGUACAGUUUCGGCUCGUCCCUAAUUUUACGAGUCUCACCUGUGUCUCACCAUUUAGUCCAGGGGGAAGGAUGAACGCUCCCAAGGGACGCUCGUGACGCCGCUUGCCGCUGGAUUGCGAAAAUGAAGACCGAGAUCGAGGCGGAGUCGGAUUGCUCGGAGGGUCUCCUCUGCCCGAACAACAACUUCGCUUUGGCGAAGAAGAGCAGCAGCGGCAGCGGCAGUGGCAGUGGCAGCGGCAGCGAGGGCAGCGAUGGCAUCGAGAUGGACUGCGGGGGGUGCGGGGAGAGCGUGCGGGAGCGCACCGUCCUCUGCGUGGGCGGACGCACUUGGCACUCCAGGUGCCUCAAGUGCUGCGCAUGCGCCAGGCCUCUCCACGACCAGCGCUCCUGCUUCCUCCGGGGAAUGAGGCUCUACUGCAGGCACGACUACGCCCUAACCUUCGGUGCAAAGUGUGCAAAAUGCGGAAGAAGCGUAGGAGCCGGGGACUGGGUGAGAAGAGCAAGAGAGAGGGUGUACCACCUUGCGUGUUUCGCGUGCGACGCGUGUUCGCGUCAAUUGUCAACUGGAGAACAAUUUGCAUUGUUGGACGCGAGAUUGCUCUGCAAGGCUCACUACCUGGACGUUGUCGAAGGCAACAACACCUCAUCUUCGGAAGACUGCGACUCCGAGCACGGCGGCAAGGGCGGCAAAACGAAGAGGGUGAGGACGACCUUCACCGAGGAGCAACUCUCGGUUCUCCAGGCCAACUUCCAGCUGGACAGUAAUCCAGAUGGUCAAGAUUUGGAGAGGAUAGCCCACGUCACUGGACUCAGCAAGAGGGUCACCCAGGUCUGGUUCCAGAACUCCAGGGCGAGGCAGAAGAAACACACCGGGAAGGUCAAGACGCAAAUGCACCACUCGCCCCCGCUACAGCACCACCCCUCGGACCUGUACACCGGAGGUGUUAGCGUCGUGGGCGCUUAUCUAGGAAGCUACCAGGGCGGAAGUGCCGGAAGCGAGAGUCCCGGAAGUCCGUUGACCCCGCUGACACCGUUGACUCCUUUGACCCCCACCACGCCGACGCACCUGCAGGCUCAGUUCUGCCAUCAGAGUGGAUAAUGCUCCUUUCUCCCUUUUCCAUUUUUUAUCGCACCCCGUUCCUAGUGACGAGCAAACGUAAGACCAAGAGCAAGUCCACCGUGGUCUUUGUUCUGCUCUUACAAUUUUGGCAAUGACCAUCUCGGCCUUGUAGUCUUGGUUAGGUGUUGAUUGUACCAAAAGCCAAGACUACCUUGGUCUUGCAAUUGUGGGCAGAUGUUGGUCACAUACUUUUGACAUGACUAAGACUACCAUGGUCGGGGGUUCAUCUUACAAUUUUGGCAAGACGAAGACCAAGUUGAUCUUACACUUUGGCAAGACCAAGACGAAGUCUACCGUGAUCUUGCAAUUAUGGUCGGGUAAUGGUCUUCCACUUAUGGCAGGACCGAGACCAAGAACAAUUAUGCUCGUCCCAACGCCCCGGUGAAACUUGUGUGAACUCUUGUACAUACGGUGAGAAUGCAAGCGACGAAUGAAUGGGAGGAACCCCUCCACGUAUUAUAGAUGUACAAUAUCUAUACGGUUUAGUUGCUGUUCAUAGUCGAGUAGGUCCGCGAUUCGUGCCUACUGUAAAAAUAGCGUAAGCCUAUCCCAGGGAUAUGUAUCGCGUAAUGCGCCACGCCUUGCGUACGUUAUUUAUUCUCGGUGCAGUGUAACCUCUUAAUUGUAAAAAUUGUAUUCGGGCGAGGUGUCCUUAUUCUCGCGAUUUUGGAUGUAUUUCUGGCGGGGGUUGAGGGUGGAAUCCUGCCGAUGCAUGAAAAGAUACCUAUCCUGCAUCUUGUAAGAAUGUAUUGUUAAUGACGAGUCCUGUAACGGUGAAUUGUUUAACCCACCUUCGACAUCCGACAUUACGACAUCCUAG
Molecule: messenger RNA, 2026 nt
Organism: Orussus abietinus
Lineage: Eukaryota; Metazoa; Arthropoda; Insecta; Hymenoptera; Orussidae
Product: LIM/homeobox protein Awh
Exons: 4
Coding region: 208-1185 (325 amino acids)
Biological process (GO): neuron differentiation; regulation of transcription by RNA polymerase II
Cellular component (GO): nucleus
Molecular function (GO): RNA polymerase II transcription regulatory region sequence-specific DNA binding; DNA-binding transcription factor activity, RNA polymerase II-specific
Source: RefSeq, a predicted model, not a curated record